UUUAAGAUGCUGUUUCUGUCUGCAGAUUUGAUCCAGCCCAGGGCCGAUGGGAACGUCUUCCCGACAUGUCCAGACCCAGGGAUUAUUUUGCGGCUGUGUGUCACAGAGGGAAGGUGUUUGUCCUGGGGGGAAACUGUGAUGACGUGAACUGUCUGGACACAGUGGAGUGUUACACACCUGAGGAGAACACAUGGAGGUCCGCAAACAUGUCUACUCAUAUUUAUGAUCACAGAAUGAACAGUUAUGAAUACUGCAUGCUGACUUCUCUCAAAAAGCCAGGGUCAUCAAAUCUGACAUAUUUUCAUCUGUUGACACACAGGUUAACUCAUCCUCUAGAUGUGCCUCUCUGUGGUCACGCCGCUGCUGUGUUCAACGGAGAGAUCUUUGUGUCGGGUGGUUGCGACUCUCGUCUACGCUGCUAUCCCUGUCUGUGGCUCUAUGACCCGGUGCAUGGCUGCUCCAAACGCGCACGCAUGACAGAAGGGGUGGGCCGGGCUGGUCAUGUGAUGCUGGUUUCAGGACACCGAUUGGUUGUGGCUGGGGGGUUGCAGCCAGAGUGGGCGGGGUUUAGAGACCAGCUGCAGUGUGAGUCGUAUGAUCCUGUUCAUGACUCCUGGACGUCGUUCCCUCUGCUACCCCGACCGCAUCUCUCGCCCGCAGCAGCCACUCUUGAUGGACACCUGUAUGUUUUGGGAGGAUCUUCAGCUGAUUCAGCACGUGAUACACCCUGGGUUCAUCGAUACAAUCCACAGGCAAAGUGCUGGGAUAAACUUGGAGCAAUGCCACGACCUUACGCUGAUCUGGCCGCAUGUGCUUUACAGCUGCCCGUCAGCCUGAAGACCUGAAUCCUUCAAUCACUCACUUGGUUUCAGCUUAUUUCCUGCUCCACCAGAGAUUCCCUCAGUGGAAUGAACUGUCGAUUACUCUGGCAUAUAUUUAACACAGCAGAUGCCCUUUCUGCCACAACCCAGCUCUGAAACUGAACAGAACACAUGGCAGAACAUGCAAACUCCACAGAGAUAUGCCAAGUGGCCCAGCCAAAACGUCUUGUUGUGUGGCAACCAUGCUUAUUACUUAGCCACCAUGCUGAAAAGCUGAAACACUACCAUGUAAUUGUAUCUCUCACUCUCCUUCAGCUUAGUCCCUGCUUUAUCAGGGGUUACCACAGUGGAACAAUGAUAAUAAAAGAAACCUUCCUUCCUCUAGCACUAAAAGUCUCUGUGCACAGGCAAGUUCCUUUGUAUAAUUAGCACUUGAUGUAUGUAUUGUGUCAUGACUUUGUAUGAACACUAGAUGCCACUGUUGUUCGCCUGCAACUCCCUGCGAACUACAGUGGCAAAAGAACUACAUAUCCACACAUUCCUUCAUGCAUACACCCAGUCUUUUCUUAUACACUGAUUGCAAUCACAGCUGUCUCUGUUUCCCUGUUGAUUACCUGGACUACAUAUUCAACCAUUCCACCUCUGUUUGUCGUUCGUCUUUGUCUGUAUGUUUGUUCCUGAUUCCAGUCUGUAUUCUGUUAUCCUUGUUAAAGUCUAGUUCAAGUUUAAUCUGUUUGAGUUCCUAGUUUGUUUGUUUAUUUUGUUACUUUGAUUUUGGGAUUUUUGUCACUGUCACUGCACAAUACAACAAUUAAACUGCACUUGGAUUCCACAACCUGUUUUUGUUCCUGUUUGAUCACCCUAACGUGACCGU
Messenger RNA from Danio rerio (zebrafish), 1695 nucleotides. The record is from RefSeq and is a predicted model, not a curated record. NCBI's taxonomy places the organism in Eukaryota, Metazoa, Chordata, Actinopteri, Cypriniformes, Danionidae.